Molecule: messenger RNA, 1838 nt
Organism: Linum tenue
Lineage: Eukaryota; Viridiplantae; Streptophyta; Magnoliopsida; Malpighiales; Linaceae
Source: the annotation of a GenBank genome assembly
AACCUCUUCCCCAUUGUUUCACCAUUGGAAUUUCUGAUUUUGUGAAUUCUUGCAGACUUGCAGUGAACUUGCGUCGGCGCAGGGUUAGUUCAGUUCUCCCGCUUAAUCUUAACUCUAUAUAUAGGAUGUCUAGUCAACAAAUGAAUGUUAUGGGAAAUGAUGAUGGUGGUAGUUCUGGAGAUGAGGCUCAUUUUGCAGCAAUGUCGACGUCUACGGUUCGAACAAGUGUUCAACGAAAGCGACAAAGAACUUCUAAGGCAUGCGAGACAUUUACUUUUAUCCCUGGGAAUCAGUUUGCAGAUAAUAUAUCAAGAGCACAGUGCAAAAACUGUCCCAAGCUUUAUGUGGUUGGUAAAGGUAUUUCUAAUCUCACUCGUCAUAGUUUUAAGUGUAUUGGACGUGCAAUUGAAGUGCCAGUGUCGAAUGUUGGAAGCUCAAAAGCAAUAGAUCAAAAUAGAUUUAAGGAGCUAAUGGCUAUGGCUAUCAUAAAACAUGGGUAUGAAUUUGCAAUGGUUGAGCAUGGUGGACUUCAGGAUGUGAUGGCCUACUUGAAUGAUGAUUUUAAGUCAUUUACUCGGAACACUGCUAAGUCACAUUGUUUGAAGAUUCAUAAGAGGGAAAAGGAAAAAUUGAAAACUAUCUUGAGCAAGGUUCCUGGCAGGCUUUGUUUGACUUGUGACUUGUGGACUUCUUGUGCUACAGAAGGAUACCUUUGUCUCACGGUUCAUUAUGUGGAUUUUGAAUGGAGGUUAAAUACUAAGAUCUUAAACUUCUGUCACAUUCCCCUCCACAUAGUGCAAUAGUUUUGUUUCUAGCUAUAUAUGAUUUGUUGAAAGAGUGGCAAAUUGAGAAGAAAAUUUUCUCAAUUACAUUGGAUAAUGCCAGAUGCAAUGAUGUUAUGCAAAGUUUGUUGAUCGAUAAAUUGAAAGAAGAUGAUGCUUUGGUAUGUGAUGGAGAAUAUUUUCAUAUCCGUUGUGGAGCUCAUAUUCUAAACUUGAUUGUGAAUGAAGGGUUAAAACAAAUUCGUGCUUUAAUAGAUGUAAUUAGGGAGUGGGUGAAAUAUGUCAAAGGGUCUGAAUCUCGAAUGAUUGUCUUUGAAGAUUGUGCAAAAAGAAGUAAUUGUUUGAGUUCUAAAGGAUUGUGGUUAGAUUGUCCGACUAGAUGGAACUCGACAUACAUGAUGCUUGAAAGAGCUGAGCUCUAUCGUCGUGCUUUUCAGCAUUUGAAGUUGGUUGAUAGGAAUUUUGAUCGAUUUUCGUCAGAUGUGGAAUGGGAGAAGAUCAAGAAAAUUAAGAAGAUUUUGAAACCUUUUGAUGAUAUCACUAACCUUUUUUCUGGAGUGCAUUAUCCUACUUCGAAUUUGUACUUUUGCAAUGUAUGGAGGAUUCAGAUGCGGCUAAUGGAGGCAUCUAAAAGUAUGGAUAGUGAUAUUCGAAAUAUGGGUUUAGCAAUGAAGCAGAAGUUUGAUAAGUACUGGGAUUCCUAUAGUAUGAUCCUCUCCGUAGCAGUGGUUUUUGAUCCACGGUACAAGAUGGAUUCUGUGAGGUUUUGCUAUGAGAAGUUGUAUGGGGACAAUGAUGUUGCUAAAGAAAAGUGUUGUGAGCUUCGAGGGAAGAUAUGUGAUUUACUGAAGUUGUAUGGUGAUCCUACUGAUCAAUCUCAAUCCCUUGCUGAGGAUUUUGCUGAAGAUGUUGACUAUGGAGAUGAUAUGGAUGUAAGUAAACAUGCUUCUCAUUUUUUAUGUUCUUUCAGCUGUGCUACUUGUGCUUGCCCUUGCUGAAUGCAAUUUUCCAGAUGUCAUAUGAGAUUGAUUCCACAGUAAUCAAUCUUAGUGGUAG